AUGGCAAGUCCAAGAGUGUUAGAGACUGCUUUCCUGGUCUUGCUUAUUGUAGACCUCACCCUUGCUGCUAGGACACUGCAGGCAAUCAGUGGAGGUGGAGGUGGAGGGCAGGGAGGAGGUGGUGGUGGUGGUUCUGGAUCAAGAAUUGGGUCAGGUUAUGGUUCUGGGUCUGGAUCCGGGAGCGGUGAAGGAUAUGGUGCUGGUGGUCAUGGAGGAGGUGGAGGCUAUGGUUCUGGUAGUGGGAUAGGCGGUGGUGAAGGUGGUGGUGGCGGUGGUGGAGGUGGUGGUGGUGGCAGUCAAGGCUCUGGAUCUGGAAGUGGGUCAGGCUAUGGAAGUGGAAGCGGAAGUGGAGGGGGGGGAGGAGGAGGAGGAGGAGAUGGUGGUGGUGGUGGGGGUAGGGGUUGA
This is a messenger RNA of Populus nigra (black poplar), 405 nucleotides long. Its product is annotated as putative glycine-rich cell wall structural protein 1. NCBI's taxonomy places the organism in Eukaryota, Viridiplantae, Streptophyta, Magnoliopsida, Malpighiales, Salicaceae. The coding region runs from base 1 to 405 and encodes 134 amino acids. The record is from RefSeq and is a predicted model, not a curated record. The transcript is spliced from 2 exons.